AUGUCCAAUAUGCGGGGUGUUGACAGGGUCAGCAGCCUGUUCUCAGCACAGAGAACUCCGGCCAACUGCUCAGGACCUCAAAACCAAAGGGACCUCCCAUCCUUGGAGAACAUCUUACAUCGGCAAGGAGCCGUGCUUGGGAAUCAGCAGGCCAAGGGUGGAGACAAAGAGGGAACCGACCAGGAAGACUCGAAGGUGAACUGGUCCACGCUGGGAUGGUCCUUGGCGAAGAAGCAACCGUUGUCCGCAGAAAUCUGCAGGAGCAACGCGGAGAAAGGAAUCGAUGAUGCCGGCCUGAAGGAACAGCGUGACGGAGUCAUGCUGCUGCAGAGGAGCCUGGCAUACCUCAUCCCCAAAGUGACGGAGGAGUUCUAUGUCUGCCUCGGGGAGUGGUGCCAGAAGACCACGGAGGCCCUGAAGCUCUUCCAGGAGUAUCACCACAUCCAGAGCGAGAAAGGGGUUGCUGACCAGCAGAUUUGGGACAAGCUGUCCACAGAGGUUUCUGCAAAAGAUGUGAAGGAGGCAAAGAAGCGGGAAGAGCGGCUGAAGGAUCAGAAGAAUCGCGAGCAGGAGAAACUGCAGCGAAAAGAGCACCGGAAUCAGGAGAGCUCUAACAUGUUCAAGAACAUGAUGGAUGCGUGUCAGACAAAUCUUUCUGGCAGCGCCAGUGGCGCCGGUCAGCAGACACAGCAGACGACCGGCCAACUCCAAGGCGCUGGGCAGCAGGGUACCGGUCAGCAGUCACAGCAGACGACCGGCAGUUCCAAAGGCGCAGUUCAGCCACAACAGACGACUGGGCAGCUCCAAGGCACCGGUCAGCAGUCACAGCAAACGACCGGGCAGCUCCAAGGCACUGGUCAGCAGUCACAGCAGACGACAGGCAGCUCCAAAGGAGCAGUUCAGCCACAGCAGAUGACCGG
Symbiodinium pilosum is the source of this 920-nucleotide messenger RNA. Lineage: Eukaryota; Dinophyceae; Suessiales; Symbiodiniaceae. The record is from the annotation of a GenBank genome assembly.